GUUCUUCUGCCAAGCAUGGUGAGAAACUGAGAAUACAGAGAACUGAGAACUUGACUUCUUCGGCACCAUAUAAACUAGAUUGGAACCUUUGCCUUCAAUUUUUCUAGCAGUAUAUAAGGGUUCUUUUAUUAGUUUCUUGGUUGCGGAACUAAUGUAACAGCCCUUCUCAAGUUCAAAGCAAAGAUGAGAAUCAAAUCAAGAUAUCUCUCCUUUCUGAUUUUCCUCUUCCUUUAUUCUCAGAAUCUGAGUCUUACUGAAGCUCAAGGACCAACCACCACAGGAUACGCCUGCUCAACGACUGGGGCUGUCUAUCCAUGCCAAACCUAUGUCCUGUACAGAGCUUUGGCUCCUAAUUUUCUUGACCUGGCAUCCAUAGGUGAUCUGUUCUCCGUCAGCCGACCGACGAUAGCAAAACCGAGUAACAUAUCCAAUACAACCUCCCCACUCCUCCCUGAUGAAUCCCUUUUUGUUCCGAUUAGUUGUGGAUGUAAUUUUAUCAACAGUACUUUUGGCAACAUCUCAUAUGCUGCCUUCAACUACACCAUAAAAGGCGGUGACACCUUCUUGAAACUAUCAACUACGAAUUACCAAAAUCUCACCACUUACCAAUCAGUUGAAGUUGUGAACCCAACUCUGGUCGCAACCAAUCUGGCUAUUGGCAGUAAUACGGUGUUUCCAAUCUUUUGCAAGUGUCCCAACUCAACACAGUUGCGAAACCGCACCAACUAUCUUAUUAGCUACGUUUACCAUCCUUCUGAUAACUUCUCUUCUCUUGCCUCAAGGUUUGGGUCAACAGUACAGUCUAUAAUUGAUGUUAAUGGUAACAAUACUCAGCCUUUUGACACAGUUUUCAUCCCGGUAUCACGGCUUCCUGGGCUUUCACAGCCCAUAGUUCCUCCUGCCUCUCCCGUUUCUCCCGUUUCUCAGCGUAAAAAUGACAGGAAAGGUGCUGUCAUAGGUCUGGGAAUUGGCUUAGGUAUAUGUGGGCUCUUGCUGAUAUUUGUUUGUGGUUUAUGGCUUCAUAGGGAGGCUUUGCUUAAGAAAAAGUUGGCAAAGGGGAAAGACGUGGAGAAACAGAAAUUUGACAGGGCAGACAGGGCACUGUCGAAGGAUGCAGGGGUGAAUUUAUUAGCUGAUGUUUCAGACUACUUGGACAAGUAUAAAGUGUUUGGAAUUGAAGAGUUGAGAGAAGCUACGGACGAUUUUGAUGAAAGUUUGGUGAUUCAAGGGUCUGUCUAUAAAGGCAGCAUCAAUGGAGAACCUUAUGCCAUCAAGAAGAUGAACUGGAAUGCCUAUGAAGAACUCAAGAUCUUACAGAAGGUGAACCAUGGGAACUUAGUGAAGCUAGAAGGCUUCUGCAUAGAUCCAGAGGAGGCAAAUUGUUAUCUGGUCUAUGAAUAUGUUGAAAAUGGUUCUCUUCAUUCAUGGCUGCAUGGUAACAAGAAUGAUAAGCUAAACUGGAGAACAAGGUUGAGAAUUGGAAUUGAUGUUGCAAAUGGUCUGCAAUACAUUCAUGAGCACACAAGACCACAAGUUGUCCACAAAGAUAUCAAAAGCAGCAAUAUUCUGCUAGACUCAAAGAUGAGAGCCAAAAUUGCGAAUUUCGGGCUGGCAAAAUCAGGCUGCAAUGCCAUAACAAUGCACAUUGUUGGAACUCAGGGCUACAUUGCCCCUGAAUAUCUCACUGAUGGUGUUGUUUCUACUAAAAUGGAUGUUUUCUCUUUCGGGGUGGUGUUGCUUGAGCUCAUUUCAGGCAAGGAGGCGAUCGACGAAGAGGGGAAGGUUUUAUGGGCUAAAGUUGAUGGAGUUUUGGAGGGAACAGAAGACAGAAAGGUGAAGAAGAUGAGAGAAUGGAUGGAUGAGUAUUUGCUCAAGGAGACGAUCUCAAUGGAAAGUGUUGUGAAUGUAAUGACCGUCGCAAUUGCUUGUUUGAGCAGAGAUCCUUCAAAAAGGCCUAGUAUGGUGGACAUUGUGUACGCAUUGUGCAAGAGUGAUGAUCUUUACUUUGAUCUUUCUGAGGAAGGAUCAUCUCCACGAUCAGUAGUGACAGCAAGAUAGAUGAGCUAUGCAAAACACACAGAUCACACAGUGGGAGAGAUAUUACACGCUGUAUCUUUUUAAUCUUUUUUUUUUUUUUUUUUUUUGCCUCCUUGGUUUGUAAAUUUUUUAAUAACCACUUAUCUGUUGAAAUAGUGGAGUAUUUGGUAUUUGGACUUUCUACCUAAGCAAGUUUAGUUAUGUUUGUAGCGUUUAUA
This is a messenger RNA of Coffea eugenioides, 2255 nucleotides long. Its product is annotated as serine/threonine receptor-like kinase NFP. Gene Ontology annotation, molecular function: protein kinase activity; ATP binding. The coding region runs from base 184 to 2058 and encodes 624 amino acids. The transcript is spliced from 2 exons. The record is from RefSeq and is a predicted model, not a curated record. Gene Ontology annotation, biological process: protein phosphorylation. Lineage: Eukaryota; Viridiplantae; Streptophyta; Magnoliopsida; Gentianales; Rubiaceae.